Messenger RNA from Catharus ustulatus (Swainson's thrush), 4685 nucleotides. It is a transcript of the gene ARHGAP24, whose product is annotated as Rho GTPase activating protein 24. Bases 2230 to 4197 code for a protein of 655 amino acids. Gene Ontology annotation, molecular function: GTPase activator activity. Gene Ontology annotation, cellular component: focal adhesion. The record is from RefSeq and is a predicted model, not a curated record. Gene Ontology annotation, biological process: wound healing, spreading of epidermal cells; signal transduction; negative regulation of ruffle assembly. Lineage: Eukaryota; Metazoa; Chordata; Aves; Passeriformes; Turdidae. The transcript is spliced from 7 exons.
GGAAGCACCUUGCUGAGGAUUUUGGUUGCUGUUUUACAUAAAACUAGAGGGUGCAAUCCUUGUAUUACCUUUUCAAUUCAUUUGCAGAUAAAGCACUUCAAAGUAUGUUCUUAUUUUUCUUGUUGGGUUUCUUGAGCAAAUAUACUGAUUCAGGGUUGUUUGUAUUGGGAAGCAAACAUUAACUCCCUGGAAAAUACAAAAAUGGCUGGAAUAUAAUUUAAGUGUAGUGUUCAUGGAGAAGGUUUGACUGUGAUAACAAAGCAAAGGCAGUAUCAUGGGAUGUGUCACCGUUAAGAACCAAUUUUCCAACAUGUCCCCCAUUUUAUUAACUACUUGAUAGUCAGAGCUAUCUUAACAAGGAUAAACAAAUCCUAUUAACUGUUCUGUAAUUAUGAAUGACCAGACACACUCGUAUUAUUAUCCCCUGCUAUGUGGAUGUUGCUACAGCUGCUGCAACAGUCUGACUCUUCUUAAGACAGACACUUGUGGCUUAAGAUGUCUUAAGAGCCUGCCUUUAUGAUCUGUAGCUAUCAAAGUUAAAAAUGGUGUUAUGUAUUAUAAUAGGUGUAAAAAAGAUACAGAAAAGUUGCAAUCACAUGAUGAUGACUAGCCAGCAACAAGUAAUUACUUGCAACACAAAAUUAUUCCAGACAGCUAAUUAAUCAAAACACUAGUUUUAUAUCAGCUUCCUGAAUUUCAGUACUUAGUGGUAAACCACAAUAGCCUGGUGUCACACAAGUCAAGUACCACUUUGAGGAACAUGUGAAUUUUCUGAUUCUUUUAAGCAUUGUAAGUAAGCUCUCUGUGUGUGUAUGUGUGUGUGUGUGUGCAGUGGAUGUCUACAAGCCUUGCUGAGCUACUAACAUUUAAAGUUUGGCAGUGAGAGAGGACUCCUGGUACCAGAGUGAGGAGCGCUGUAAAUAAUUAACUGGAUCAUUAAAUUGUUAUUUGUUAACCCGUGCUAGAAGGAGAAGGUGGGAGGGGGGCAGGUGGGAAUCUGCUAAGCUCAUCAGAAAUACGUUGUUUUUUGCACCAGAAAAAUAAGGUGACUGUGGAAAGAGAAAUCUGAAAGGGAAAAGAAAUGUAAAUGAGGCAGGGCAUGUAAUGCCUGUUUGCACAUGAAAUUCCCUUCCUGAUUAGAUUAAAAAGGCAAUUUUUUACAGAGCCUGCAACUAAGGGGGGGAGGGUGGAGGCGAGAAGAAGGAGAUUUUAGCAGGGGUAGUAGUGUAAGGUCUGGCACCUCCUGCAGGAGCCAGGCACAGCCUGCUCGCUUUCCCAGCCGCCGCACAUGACAGGCACAGCCUGAAGUCAACUCAAAGUCACCCGAGGAGACACAAACCUGCGCUGCGGCUGCCGCACCUGCUGCACGCAGGCGGGGAGCAGCACAGCCCCGCUGCCAGCUCCGCUGCUGUCCCUGCUGCUAGCCCUGCUGCCAGCCCUGCCCUGGGGCCACCAGAGCAUCCCCCGCUGCGGGCACAGAUUCCUCAGCAGCUCCCGGGAUCCUGCCGGCAAGGAUGCGCCGCUGCCGCAUCUGACGCGCCUCUCCCCAGAGAGCUCCCGGUAGUUGGAAGGCAAUAAAACAAGCGAGAAGCCCAUGAGAGCAUCGCACGAGGAGCCGGCUGUAUAAAAGGACUUUGGAGAGGAAUCUGGUAUGGACAAAGAGCCUUUCGGGCGAAGGACUAUAUUUUUGCUUCUCGGUUGCAGAAAUUAAGGGUGUCAGAGAGGAGAUUUGUAUCCUGAAGGAUUCUUCCGUGGCCUUUUUGGUAUUGUUCUUCUCUUUCCCCUUGCACACCGCACAGUGCUGAGCUUUUGCUGUGGAAUUAGAGUCUCUGCCACUCAGCCUCCUGUUCCAGCCGGGAGGAAGAGGUCUUUCUCCCCCUCCAUCUGUGCAGGCACUUCUGUUUGAGUGGAGGAUACAUCUUUUUGCUGAAACUCUUUUGUUGUGGCAUUGCAUAAUAGGCAGUUGUCUUACUGCAGGAAAUAAAAGAAACGAAAGGAAAUAGAUGGAAGGAAAUUGUUCCCCAAAGCAAAACUGAAGCAGAGAAGAGAACAUCGAAAUCAUUUCAAGCCCUACCCAAGAUCUAGAAGACCACAGGUCUCCUAGCUCCAGAGGAAAAUACACUCUUACAAAAACUCCUCAGCAGUCAGUGGUGAUGAGUAAUCGUGGUGUUCUGUUUGGAUGCUGCUGGUGAAGGGGAGCUCUGGAGGGACGUGGGGGCUCUGGCCUGUAUGAUGCCUGAAGACAGAAAUGCUGGAGUCCGCAGCCCAGGUGCCUUAGCAGCAGCUCCCUUCAUUCCUAAAACUACUUACAGGAGAAUUAAGCGGUGUUUUAGUUUCCGCAAAGGAAUUUUUGGGCAGAAGCUGGAAGACACCGUGCGGUACGAGAAGCGCUAUGGGAACCGCCUGGCUCCCAUGCUGGUGGAGCAGUGCGUGGACUUCAUCCGCCAGCGGGGGCUGAAGGAAGAGGGCCUUUUCCGACUGCCUGGGCAGGCUAAUCUCGUCAAGGAGCUGCAGGAUGCGUUUGACUGUGGAGAAAAGCCUUCUUUUGACAGCAACACAGAUGUGCACACCGUGGCUUCGCUGCUCAAGCUGUACCUAAGGGAACUCCCAGAACCUGUUGUACCAUAUGCAAAAUACGAAGAUUUUCUUUCCUGUGCCAAAAUGCUCAGCAAGGAGGAAGAAACGGGCCUGAAAGAACUGGUGAAGCAAGUGAAGAGCCUGCCAGCUGUCAAUUACAAUCUGCUGAAAUACAUCUGUAGAUUCCUUGAUGAAGUCCAGUCGUAUUCAGGUGUAAACAAAAUGAGCGUGCAAAACCUGGCUACGGUUUUUGGCCCCAACAUCCUGCGCCCCAAAGUGGAAGAUCCUCUGACUAUCAUGGAGGGUACAGUAGUAGUCCAGCAGCUCAUGUCUGUGAUGAUUAGCAAACAUGAAGAGCUGUUUCCCAAGGAUAUAGACCCUCAGAUGGGACCCGAGGUGUGCAACAACAACAACGAAAUUCCAAAGAAAACCACUGCAGGGCAGCUACAGAACAAAGAGAACAACAAUACCAAGGAGACGGCAGUGAGGCGCUGCUCUUGGGACACACCCGAGUCUCCCCAAAGGGGAAGCAUGGACUGUGAGUCUCCAACUGCUCUGCCAGGCAGCAAGACAAACAGCCCCAGGAACAGCAUCCAGAAGCCAGAUGUCACCAGGAGCCCACCACUCAUGGUGAAAAAAAAUCCUGCGUUUAAUAAAGGUAGCGGCAUAGUCACCAACGGGUCCUUCAGCAGCUCUGUGGAAGGACCAGAGAAGAGCCAGACCUUACCAAACUGCUCCCUGCAAGCCAGGAGAACGUCGUCCCUGAAGGGGCCGGUGACCAAGAUGGGGACCCAGAGCGUGCAGAACGGAGGGGUGCGGAUGGGCGUGUCCAGCACCGACGGGCACAGCAGCACCCUCGGGAACCGGAGCCCGGGCUGGGUGCCCAAUGGCUACGUCACCCUGAGGGACAACAAGCACAAGGAGCCAUCAGUGGGCGAGUCAGGCCAGCACAACAGGCUGUCCACCUACGACAACGUCCACCAGCAGUUCUCUAUGGUGAACUCUGAUGACAAGCAGAGUGUGGACAGUGCCACCUGGUCCACGUCCUCAUGUGAAAUCUCCCUCCCGGAGCACUCCAACUCCUGUCGCUCAUCCACCACCACCUGCCCCGAGCAGGACUUUUAUGCGGGUAACUUUGAAGACUCUGUGCUGGAUGGGCCACCACAUGAAGACCUCUCUAACCCGGGUGACUAUGAGAACAAAAGUGACAGGAGGAGUGUGGGGGGCCACAGCAGCCGAGCCACCAGCAGCAGUGAUAACAGUGAGACAUUUGUGCCCAGCAGUACCAACAACCACAGUGCUUUGCACAGCCUGGUGUCCAGCUUGAAGCAAGAAAUGGCCAAGCAGAAACUAGAGUAUGAGACAAGGAUAAAAAGCCUGGAGCAGAGAAAUCUCACCCUGGAGACUGAAAUGAUGGCCCUGCAUGAAGAGCUGGAUCAAGAGCGGAAGAAGUUCACAAUGGUAGAAAUCAAAAUGCGUAACGCAGAGCGGGCGAAGGAGGAUGCGGAGAAGAGGAAUGAUAUGCUGCAGAAGGAAAUGGAGCAGUUUUUCUCUACUUUUGGAGAACUGACAGUGGAGUCUCGCAGACCAGAAAGAGGCAACACCAUCUGGAUCCAGUGAGCUGUGGAGGCAUAGACUGUGGGACUUGAGGGAAGGGCGUGGGGGUAUUAUACUGUAUCAGGUGGCUGGUCACCUGUCUGAGGCUAGUACUCGACAAAAUGUUACAAACCCUUGAAGAAAGAAAUCAUACAUACAUUAAGCACUCAUAUCUACAGUGUGUACUUAUCAAGUUAUACUCUUUGAAUGCUUCAUGAGACUACUGUCAAGUGUUACAACUGGAUAUGUGUAUAUAAAUUUAAAAACCACCUUAGAGCAAGAGAUGUAUCCGAAGAAAUAUUUUAAUGCAAGUCUUGUAUUUAAGCUGGUAAAUUGAGAUGUUGUUGCAAUCAAGCUUUAUAUAAAGGCUUUUCUCCCUUGCACUUAACAUAAUAAGCUAUUUUUGGCAUUGUGUUACCAUCAGCUUAUUUUGUAUAUCAAAUGGUUUUUUUGUUUUUGUUUUGUUACCCCUUUUGCUGGGGAGUAAAGAUAAACAGAUAUGUUAAGGUAAA